AAUUGCUUAUCAGCCGUAUGUUCAGUAAGCAUAUAGAAAUAGGAAGGACAUACCGGUAAAAGAAAGGUGGGGGAGGGGAGAGGCGUGCAGGAAACGCUACUGUCAGUUGGAUUGGUGUUUUGUCCCGGCGCGCCGAGUGAUCAUUUGAAAAGGAAGGACCACCUCUGUUCACCAUAUUUGGCAAACUUUCCCUAAUAUGGUAACGUCUACUUCUAAAUAUGGCAGCCGGGGACGCCCUCUCGUUGAUUCUUGUACCACUCCGCGCAAUCUUUUUGCCGUAAAUUUUGGAAUAUUCAAGUCACGCACAAGAUAUUUAUCGGUGAAUCCAAAAUCUCCAGGAUAAUUUUUAUUUUUCUACGAAGAAAUUUUUAAAGAUCUUCUUCCAGGAAACUCUAUUUCGAUUGAGUGGACUACUUUUUUACCGCGUACGUAGAAAUUGGUGGGGGUAACAGCUGCGCAGAAACAUACGGAGGCACCGUGUUAGCACGUAGGUCAAGUUACGAUACUCUGCGCGCAUUCAGUUCGCGGGGAGCGCUCGUGCAGUGCGCGUUGUUGUCCCGUGUUCCUCUAGAUGGUUGAUCACGUGGGAAACAUUGCGCCGAGUUUUCGCGAUUCCGUGGCGGAGAAGGGCCGAGGGAAAGGGAAUAAAUGUGUGCGAGUCCGUAAUGGACAACCCUAGCGGCGGAAGAGAUAGUCGGUACGCAAGUCUUGGAUACAGCAUGGGGAUGAUAGGCAGCGACGCUGGCUCGGAAAUGUACGGCCGACCGUCCACCUCCCAACUUACAACUUCUCAAAUAAGCCGCGGUGGCGCCACCAUGAUGGCCGCGGCAGCCGCUGCAGGCGCACCGAACGCCGGCGUGGGAUCUGUACAAAGGGGUAUCAAGAGGACCACUUCGGACGUUUGUUACGAUGACAGCAAUGCACGGCAAGCUCUUUCGCAACAACAAGGCAUGUCAAUGUCUACUGAUUGUGUUCCUGAUAAUCUUGAGGAAUCAUUUACAAGUUUGGGUCAACCGAAAAAGUCACCUCCAUCAAAUGGUAAAAAGACCAAAGGACGGGUCAAAAUUAAAAUGGAGUACAUCGAUAAUAAACUACGAAGGUACACUACCUUCUCCAAGAGGAAAACUGGAAUUAUGAAGAAGGCGUACGAGCUGUCGACAUUGACAGGUACACAAGUGAUGCUCCUCGUAGCAAGCGAGACCGGUCAUGUGUAUACAUUCGCGACACGAAAACUGCAGCCGAUGAUAACGAGCGAAGCCGGGAAAGCGUUGAUCCAGACUUGCCUGAACAGCCCGGACCCGCCCGCCUCCGGUUCCUCCGGUGACCAGAGGAUGUCCGCGACCGGGUUUGAGGAGACAGAAUUGACCUACAACAUAGCGGACGACGAGCAGAAAGUAAGGCAACUGGUGUAUGGCUCGCCGCACGGUGGCUCGCUGCACGGCGGAUAUCCUGGUGGCGGGCCGACCGGAGGUCCUCCUGGCCAUCCGCCACCCCCGCCGCCGCCACCGCCGCCGGGUUCGCAGCACGCGCCACCCUCGCACGCGCAGCACGCGCACCUGAUUGCGCAUGCACACGCGGGCUCGCCGAGCUCGCACCUGGUACCCUGUUCCAGUCCUGGGCCCAUGUUAGCCGGUGGCCCCUAUCAACAAUCCUGUCCCUCGCCUCUGCCACCCCAUCACGCCGCCUACCAUCCUCUCGCACUCGCAUCCUCAACGGUAGUACUAUCCCCCUUGAACCUGCGCUCGCUCGUCCUCCGACCGUGCUCGCGUAUCCGACUCAUCCGUUGCAUGCGUCAACACCAAUCGUAUAUAUUCUUCUGAUCGUUUUCAUCUGAUCGAUGACUCUCGAGGAAUAUUGGAAUAUUGGAGAGAAGAAGAUAAGAAAGAAACGGCAAAGGAAAGCGUCGGAACGCGAGGCCUAACGUAUCCGUGGAUAUUAUAGGUGAUGAGGAGCCGAGAGGAGAUGUUGCUCGAUAAGAGUCGGUGUCCGCGGAAAGCUGGAGAACAGUUACCGGCUUCGUGACGGCGAUGUAACUGCAAUUAUCCGCGUAUCCUUAUCGGGACCCUCGUUCACUGUCGACGAUUGGCUCCGACAGUUUGACUCCCGUCUUACGAACGUCUUCACGACCGAUACCUGUUCUUGCGAUACGCGGGUGACUCUUCGAAAUAGGUAGAUUUUGGAUAAGGAUACUGUUGUACAUUGAACGUGUUUCAAAUAUAUACACGUUGAAGAUUACUUAUUCUUUCCCGUGUAGACGGCUCUUACGGUUUCGUAGGAUAGAGUUUCACGCAGGGCUCCAUAGGGGAACUUAAUUGUUCUAGCGAUUUCAUUAGCAAGAAGCAGAAACCGGUGGAAAGAGUACAACUAUGGUACGGUUUUUCUUUCGACCAUUUUUGUUUCAACUUCGUAAGAAUGAGUGCUAGGUUUCCGAAGCUUCUCUUCUGUUUCCUGGUUAUUUUUCACACCGUCGAAGGGCUCCUCGAACAGACGCCUUGGCGUCGGUGCAAUUCCGUCCAUGGCGCGAAUGCCGCCGCGUUCAGUUAGUUGUGUGGGAACGUGUUAAAUUUUUUUUUUUUUUCUUCUUUGGUGGUGAUCAUUCCCAAGGCAAGUUUCGAAGAAUUAGGCGCAUUAUCAUUACGAAGUAUUUACGAUACUUUGAUGCCUCGUUAUCGGGAACGUGUCGUA
Messenger RNA from Apis dorsata (giant honeybee), 2685 nucleotides. It is a transcript of the gene bs, whose product is annotated as serum response factor homolog. Gene Ontology annotation, molecular function: RNA polymerase II cis-regulatory region sequence-specific DNA binding; protein dimerization activity; DNA-binding transcription factor activity, RNA polymerase II-specific. The transcript has 3 exons. NCBI's taxonomy places the organism in Eukaryota, Metazoa, Arthropoda, Insecta, Hymenoptera, Apidae. Bases 666 to 1820 code for a protein of 384 amino acids. The record is from RefSeq and is a predicted model, not a curated record. Gene Ontology annotation, biological process: positive regulation of transcription by RNA polymerase II.